This is a messenger RNA of Glycine soja, 712 nucleotides long. RefSeq lists its product as uncharacterized. Lineage: Eukaryota; Viridiplantae; Streptophyta; Magnoliopsida; Fabales; Fabaceae. The record is from RefSeq and is a predicted model, not a curated record. Bases 161 to 538 code for a protein of 125 amino acids. The transcript is spliced from 2 exons.
UAUUAUUCUUAAAAUCAUUCUAACCUGCAACCAGCUCCAGCCGCACAAUCCAUUCAUUCAGUGAGCGAGAAAGUGAGAAGAUGCGGGCACCAAUUUUCAUUUUCAUAUAAAAGAAGAAUCAUCAUCUGUAUAGAUUACUAGUUAUUUACUAAACAGACAAAUGGGUUUCAGAGUAUUAGGAGUUUCUCUUCUUAUCUUCAUCUAUCUCAUUAAUCUUGCUCCUGCAUAUCCUCUUCAAAACAAAUUGUUUUCAGAAUUUGUGCAGAAUAGCAAGUACGAAGAUAUGGGAAUAUAUGAAAGUAAGAUAGAAGGAGGUGCUGGUCAUGGAGGCAGUUCACAUGGAAAUGGAAAUUCAAGAUCACCUGAAACACGAGGAGGAGGUGCAGCAGUUAUACCCGUUUAUGCAGCAGGUGCUGCAAACAAAAAUCACCAACAUCAGACCCGUCAUGGUGCUGCAAACUGCAACCUUAAUAAAAUCAGAUUUUCCAACAUGCUUAUGAUCAUCUUGGUCUAUCCUCUCUCAUUUUUGUUGAUGUAGAAAGCACAAAAAAUCAGUUCAUUGUAUAUUAUGUAACAACUGUUACAGGUUCUUUCGAGGAAAGUGGUGUGGUCUAGUGAUUUUUUUUUUUAGUUUAAAUCUACGACACAAUUUGCAGAAUGUACCAUGUUGAUGAAUAAAACUUGAUAUGAAUUGCGAGGAAUAUGUUCAAUA